This is a messenger RNA of Lottia gigantea (owl limpet), 1110 nucleotides long. RefSeq lists its product as hypothetical. The record is from RefSeq and is a predicted model, not a curated record. The transcript is spliced from 3 exons. Bases 30 to 401 code for a protein of 123 amino acids. Lineage: Eukaryota; Metazoa; Mollusca; Gastropoda; Lottiidae.
AGUUACCGAAUCUCAGCGAGAAAAUCAUCAUGUCUGGAGGAACUUACAACGAGAAUUUUGGCAAAAAUAUGUUCCAAUAUGGCCAAUCAAGAGUUCCAAGCUACUCGAGAAACCACCCGAUGAUUCCGAGGCUGUAUGUACAGGAAUGGAAAACCGACAUGAGGAACCGUGAACUCAUAAACAAGAAUGCCGAGUUGGGAAGAAUUCCUCAUUAUGAACACGAUGAAAACCUCUUUCUGGACAAACGAGAACAGAUGAGCUAUAAUGUAGAAGAUCGACACCGAGUAGAUUCAAAAUACAAAAUGCCCUCCCGAUCUAAACUACUCCGUCCAAAUUUCCACCAUGAAACAUCCAAGUAUCAGAGUUCCUUAAUGUUCAGAACUGAUAAAGAGUUGGUAUAAAAGUUAGUCGGAAUAGUGGCAUGGAAGACUGGAAGCGUUUGAGAAGCUGAAAAUUUAUAACCCGAAAGGAAGUCCAAUCUUUGAUUUUAUGAAAAUACGUACCGAGGUUUCAACUCAACCAAUUUUUUCCUUUGAACGAAAAACAUUUCGAAGAGAAGUACAUUUUUACAUUUCGUCGACAAAAAUCAAACAUUUUCAUUAUCAAUUGCAAUGUAUGAAAAUUUAGUGAAAUUAAAAAUUUUCUUCGAUUUUUGAUCAACCUUGUUAGAAAAUUUAUUAUGGUAAAAACUCAAUGUCACAAAUUUGGUGGGAAAUUACAAAUCUUUUCUUUUAAAUGAAUGGUUGUUUUUGAUAUCUUUAUUAACAUAUUGAAAUAUUGAAACUGUCGGUACUAUUUUGAAAUUUGAUUGCGUUGUUUAUAUUAAUGAUUAAUAUAACAGUUGGAAGGGAGGUUUCGUGUGUGAUAUUUUUGUUAUAUUAUUGUAUUCAAACAUGUUAAUUGAAAACAGUAUUAAUUUAUUUUGACAUUUAUUGUUUGUAUUGAUCUAUUUAUUAAUUUAUGAUUUUAUAAAUGCCUUCUAAAGGUCAUUGUCUAAUGUUUUAUUAUAUACUGCACGUGCAUUUUGUCUCUUGACCUAUUAAUCUAUUUAUAUUGUGUAUAUAUUCCAAUAGUAAAUGUUUUGAUUAAAACUAUAAUAUGUGGAAUUUA